AUGGCUGAUGAAUAUUUCUCAAAUUCCUCUAAACUUACUAAGAAGAAGGAUAUUAUCUCAAAACUAAGGAUUAAUCAAGAUAAUGAUAAUAUUGGGACAGGAAUCAGAGACAAGAAUUUAAUAUAUGAAUUCAAGGAAAUGCUUGGUGAAGGUGCAUUUUGUAAGGUUUUCAAAGCAAUAUAUAAACCCACCUAAGAACUCAUUGCAGUAAAGAUUCAUGAAAUAAAAGGGAAACUCUUUCUAGGCAUGGAACUAGUAAAGGAUGGUAGACUUACUGAUAUAAUCAGAGAGAAACAAGAAAAUAAUAUGAAAUUUACUGAUAAUGAAGCAAGUGCAUUGAUGAGAGGGAUUCUUAGAGCUGUUUCUUAUAUGCAUGAGCAGAACAUUGUGCAUCGAGAUCUUAAGCCAGGUAAUUCUUAUACAAAUUUGAAUUAUCUAGAUAAUAUCCUAAUACAAAACAAAUCAGAUAUGAGUACUUGCAAAGUUUGUGAUUUCGGUCUCAGUGCGAAGUAUUAAUUCAGUUCUGGAUCAAUGGAUGUACAUUGUGGCACCUUAAUAUAUAUGGCGCCUGAAGUUGCUCUGAAUUAAGUUUACACAAAAUGUGUGGAUGUAUGGUCGAUUGGCAUCAUGAUGCAUGUUAUAUUAACUGGAGGAAAGCAUCCUCUAUUUAAUGAAGAAUAUGACACAUGCGAUUCUUAUAAACGCAAGCUUAAGGACUUAGAUAGUCUAGAAGCACCAAAUGAUUUCUCGUGGCUCGCUAAAAAUCUAUUUUAAAGGCUAACAAAAAUUUAGUCUCAUUAAAGAUAUACCGCUAAGGAGGCAUUACAGCAUCCUUGGAUCACAAGAAAGAAUGAAGCUAAUAUACCGAUCAGACUUGUCGAGCAUAUACAUAACUUUGAGUAUGAGCAGGUUUUGAAGAAGAAAAUGGUACUACUCUUCUUCAUGUCAAUGAUUAAUCAAUAGAAUCAAAGUAAAAGGUAUGAAAGGUCGAAUGUUGAGAGUGAAGAAGACAUGAAGUUCUACAAAUAAAAGUGUUUGAAGGUUAGCAAAAAGAUCGAUAGUUGGCAUCAAUAAAUGAGCCUUAAAAAGCAAGGUACUUUCAAGGACGAUGAAGAUUUUAUUACAUUAGGUAAUAGCCCCAGUAGAUUCUGCUCAAGUGAUGAAGAAGCGUCUGUUGAUACCUAAGUUGAGUAAAUUCAACUCAACAUCACUAAUCUCACUGGAGUGGAUUCAAGCAAGAAAAGUGAUAAUUUUUAAAACAGGAUAUCAAACUUCACUUUUACUAAUAAUGGAAGAAGUAUCAGUCCGACUAUUGUGCAGGCCACCCCAGAAAAAAUGUCUACUAAAAAGGCUAAGGCCUAGUAGUUUACUUACAUGAAGUAUCAGAGUUAAUAAAGAAAAGAAUAGAAGACUGGUAGAAAGUUUAAAGAUCAGAAGUCGCAUGAAGAUGAUGAUUCACAUUUAUUUACAGAAGUAAUAGAGAGUCCUAAGAAAUAGAUCUAACUUAUGACGUAAUCUUUGAUUAAUCCCACAUCAGAGAGGAGCUUUAUAUAGAAGCAACAUGACAAGGAUCUCACCAGUAAAGGUGAGCGAGGAUAAGAUCCAUCUCAAUCUUAGAAACUGAAUCAUUCUCAAUUAUCGAACGUAAACAGAAGUUUAAACUAGAGAAGAAAACUAUCAUCAUUUAAAACAAAUUUUCCAACUUAAGAUACUUAUGAAGAUGAGAUUGAAGAUUAAAAGCCUUAUUAAAAUAUGCAGAAAACCGCAUCUCCAUUUAGGAAAUAAAGUCGUCGAAAGUCAGAACUAUUUACUAGCAAGAAUUACAUAAAUUAAUCGCUAUUAGAUUAGGUUAAUUAAACCUUUAGUAAUGAAUCCUAAAGAAUAUAAGAUCCAUAGAUCAUUAGUAAAGUAGCAGUUCCCCAGAAUCUUAUAUAGUUCUAAGAUAUUAUCAAUGGCUCUCUCAAAGGUAAUUCCAAGAUGAAAGGAGACUUUAGAUAGAAGAGGAUACUAUCAGAUAUUUAAGAGAAUGAUAUGCCUUUAGAUUCUCAUCAAUAGAGUAACUCUAAGCUGAGAACUCAAAUCUUUAACAUCAAUGAGUACUCUCAUUCAAUUAAACAUUAGUAAUAAGACAGCUAUAAUUAGUCAAGGAAUGUAGACUAAAAUCGUAGAAGCGGCUUAGUUCAUAGUUAUUAAGCACCAAAUCAAAAAUCUAUUAGCACAACAUCAACUAACAUAGUUAGUGCAAUAACUAGCAAGUUCAUCUUUAAGAAAAAUUUUAUUAACAAAAAGUAAGGAAAUUUCGUGUCGCCAACCCAAAAGAGAAAUAAAACAGAAAAUUUAUUGAAAUAGCAAAAGAUAAUAGGAAAGUAAGAAAAUGACUAUGAUUUGCAAGCAAUUUUCCCCUAACCUUAGCAAUCAGCAUUAUAGAACAAAUUUGAGCAAAUAAAGUUGCCUCUUAUUAGUAACUAUGGACCAAGAUAGCUAUUGCCAGAUACUCUCAACUAAAGCUACGUAGAAUACAGUUUUAAUCAAAAUAGCAUUGAUCAAAAGCAGCCUGAGAAAAGAUCAUCUGGCUCUCAGCUCAUCUAGUAGUCAAUGAGUCAUAAAUAGAACAAAGAUUCGAAGCUAUAGGAUAUUAUUGCAAGUUAACUAUUGAAGGAUCUAAAAAGAGAGAACUAAAAUAAUAGUCGAACAAAUAAUCAAUUAGGCUAAGUCCUUAACAUUUCAGGACUUGUGGCUUCAAAGCAGCAAAGUCACACUAUAAGUACUCAAGGAGGAAGUCACACUAAUAGGAAUGGUAGGAGCCAUAUAGUGGAAAACAAUAAUUCUGAGAAAAAUUAAAUCUUAUAGCAAUUCAAUACAAAUGUUCGCUAAUCAAUGGCACUGUAAAGUGAGAUUCAGGAAUUCCAUUUUGUUAAGUAAAAGCUGCAAAAUGAUAUGUACGGCUAAACAUUUGAUGGCUAAAUCAUAGGUGAAUAAAAACCGCUGAUCGCAGAUGAGAAGAUGAAGAAUUAGAAGAAAUAAAACUAAUCUUUCUAUCGCUAAUCUACUAAUAUAACCACUUAGAAUAUGAAUAAAACUUAUCAUCACAAUCAAAUAGUAAGAGACAGUAGUGGAGUGAAUAACUAAAAUUAAACCAGCACUAAUUGGGCUUAAAACAAUAAUGAAAAUUAAAGCGCCAAUUAAGGCAGGAAAAAUAGCAAAACUGAAAGUAGUUAUAGCAUAGGUCCAAGCAACAGUGUAAAUAUAGUUAAAACUACUGGAAUAAAUUAAAAUCAAAUUAGCCAUAUCGUCUCUCAAAUUAAAAGAUCUGCAAUUGGGGGACUCUAAUAAUAACAAUUGUAAAAGCAGCAUUGA
Messenger RNA from Stylonychia lemnae, 3357 nucleotides. NCBI's taxonomy places the organism in Eukaryota, Ciliophora, Spirotrichea, Sporadotrichida, Oxytrichidae. The record is from the annotation of a GenBank genome assembly.